UAAAGGCAUGCCAGCUACAGCAUUCAAGAGGGCCGUUCCUUAACAAAGGGAAAGAGAUAAAUGUAAAUAAGCUCACAUUUUCAGAAUGAGCAGUUUGCUGUAAGAAGCUUCGGCAGCCCAGAGUCUGCUACUUUGGGCUGGGCUAAACUUUCCCUCUAAAAAAGAAUAAUAGAUUAAAAUAUGCACUUCUAAAGUGCGAGUUGCCCGUUUACAUGUUUAUUAGCUAAUUGUCUACAGGCAUGAGCACACUCUCUCAUCUAGCACACUCUUUCUUGGGGAAUACUGCUCUCUGGAGGAGUGUGAAAAUCAAUUCUCCUUAAUGUUAAGCAUCCAUUGGAGGAAAUCUCUAACAACAGUACCUCCAGAAAGUUCAUUGAUCACCCAAGUUUUGGAUAAAAUUGGUUCCAGAAUUUGGUUUGAACUAAUGUGGAGGAAAACAUUUCCUACCAGUCCUUAGUCUCAGAGUGCUGAACCCUGCAGCCAGCAGGCCUCCUGACAAAAAUCCAUGGGUGACAGAAGAUUCAUUGACUUCCAAUUCCAAGAUUUAAAUUCAAGCCUCAGACCCAGGUUGGGCAAUGCUACUGCCAAUAAUACUUGCAUUGUUGAUGAUUCCUUCAAGUAUAAUCUGAAUGGUGCUGUCUACAGUGUUGUAUUCAUCCUGGGUCUGAUAACCAACAGUGCCUCUCUGUUUGUCUUCUGCUUCCGCAUGAAAAUGAGAAGUGAGACGGCUGUUUUCAUCACCAAUCUGGCCCUCUCUGAUUUGCUCUUUGUCUGCACUCUACCUUUCAAAAUAUUUUACAAUUUCAACCGCCACUGGCCUUUUGGUGACACCCUCUGCAAGAUCUCUGGGACUGCAUUUCUAACCAACAUCUAUGGGAGCAUGCUCUUCCUUACCUGUAUUAGCGUGGAUCGUUUCCUGGCCAUUGUCUAUCCCUUCCGAUCUCGUACCAUUAGGACCAGGAGGAAUUCUGCCAUUGUGUGUGCUGGAGUCUGGAUCCUAGUCCUCAGUGGUGGUAUUUCAGCCUCUUUAUUCUCCACCACUAAUGUCAACAAUGCAACCACCACCUGCUUUGAGGGCUUCUCCAAACGUGUAUGGAAGACUUAUCUGUCCAAGAUAACCAUAUUUAUUGAAGUUGUUGGUUUUAUCAUUCCUUUGAUACUGAAUGUCUCUUGCUCUUCUGUGGUGCUAAAAACCCUCCGUAAGCCUGCUACACUGUCUCAAAUUGGGACCAAUAAGAAAAAAGUGCUGAAGAUGAUCACAGUGCAUAUGGCAGUCUUUGUGGUAUGCUUCGUACCCUAUAACUCCGUCCUCUUCCUGUAUGCCCUAGUGCGCUCCCAAGCCAUUACCAAUUGCUUGUUGGAAAGAUUUGCAAAGAUUAUGUACCCAGUCACCUUGUGCCUUGCAACUCUGAACUGUUGCUUUGACCCUUUCAUCUAUUACUUCACCCUUGAGUCCUUUCAGAAGUCCUUCUACAUCAAUACCCAUAUCAGGAUGGAGUCUCUGUUUAAGACUGAAACACCUCUGACCACAAAGCCUUCCCUUCCACCUAUUCAAGAGGAAGUUAGUGAUCAAACAACACAUAAUGGUGGUGAAUUAAUGCUAGAAUCCACCUUCUAGUUUCAGGUGUGCAGAAGACCUGAAUAGACAUUUUUCCAAGGAAGAUGUUCAACAGGCACAUGAAAAGAUGCUCAGCAUCACUAAUCAUCAGGGAUAUGCAAGUCAAAUGAGAUACCACCUCACAUCUAUCAGAAUGGCUAUUAUUAAAAAGACAAGAAACAAGAAAUGUUGGCGAGGAUGUGGAGAAAAAGGAACCUUCAACUUUGCCUUUAUUUGUGGGCACCCAGAGACAAUUUUCUUUUAUCUUCCCUCCAUCCUUCAAGAAAGAACUUAUUAAAGUAUAUUUGUUCUCAAA
This is a messenger RNA of Balaenoptera ricei (Rice's whale), 1913 nucleotides long. RefSeq names its product lysophosphatidic acid receptor 4 (gene LPAR4). The coding region runs from base 506 to 1618 and encodes 370 amino acids. Gene Ontology annotation, molecular function: lysophosphatidic acid receptor activity. Gene Ontology annotation, biological process: phospholipase C-activating G protein-coupled receptor signaling pathway; positive regulation of Rho protein signal transduction. The transcript is spliced from 5 exons. The record is from RefSeq and is a predicted model, not a curated record. NCBI's taxonomy places the organism in Eukaryota, Metazoa, Chordata, Mammalia, Artiodactyla, Balaenopteridae. Gene Ontology annotation, cellular component: membrane.